GUGAAGAUCUACAGAGGGCGCUAUGAUAUCGUGACAUAACAUUGUGCCCGGCCGUGGAAAUUGGUUGCGUAAAUCCAUUCUUAAAAUCAUUAUUCUGACGAGUUUUUCACGAAAUUUGAACAAAAAUGUUUGGUUUGAUUGCAAGGAAUUCUUCUCGCAGGAUUUGCCAAUCGUUUUCAGUGCUGAGUCGUCACAAUAGCACGCUGGUGAUCGUUGAACACAACAAUGAAUCUGUCACGCCCAUCACCUUAAAUACAUUGACUGCCGCCUCUAAGAUUGGAGGAGAUGUGUCGUGUCUGGUGGCUGGAACUGGCUGUGGAAAGGUUGUUGAGGAGUUAUCCAAAGUACCAGGCGUCAGCAAGAUCAUGGUGGCUGACAACGAAGCUUACAAAGGAUUCCUGCCAGAAGCAUUGACACCACUGCUAGUUGCCACACAGAAACAAUUCAACUUCACUCACAUCACAUCAGGGGCAACAGCAUUUGGCAAGAACUUGAUUCCAAGGCUGGCGGCUAAGCUGGAUGUGUCACCGAUCUCAGACAUCAUCGGAAUCGAAUCACCAGACACGUUUGUCAGAACCAUCUAUGCAGGCAAUGCAGUAUCAACCAUUCGUAGCUUGGAUGCAGUCAAGGUGUUCAGUGUGAGAGGCACGGCGUUUGAGGCAGUCGAAGUUGGAAGUGGCUCAGCUGCUUCAGAACAAGCCCCUGAGCCUGGCGCUACCAAUGAUUUGUCGACGUGGGAGAGCCAAUCUCUCAGCAAGAGUGACCGACCAGAACUGACCAGCGCCGAUAACGUCAUCUCAGGAGGCCGUGGUAUGAAAAACGGCGAGAACUUUGAGCUUCUCUACAAGUUAGCCGACAAGAUGCACGCUGCCGUUGGUGCAUCCAGAGCAGCAGUUGAUGCCGGCUUCGUACCUAAUGACAUGCAGGUCGGACAGACAGGCAAAAUUGUCGCUCCACAACUGUACAUAGCUGUGGGAAUCUCCGGUGCUAUACAGCAUCUAGCCGGUAUGAAGGACAGCAAAGUGAUUGUUGCUAUCAACAAGGAUCCUGAGGCUCCUAUAUUCCAAGUAGCUGACUACGGACUGGUUGCAGAUCUCUUCAAGGCCGUCCCAGAAAUGACAGAAAUUAUUGAGAAAAAGUGAACACCUUUCAAUGGUAGAGUCUGAGGCACAUGGACUGUUCAUCAUUCAUGGUUAUGUCCUCAAUUGUCUCAGAAUUUGCCUCAAAAUCGUGAUCCCUUAAAACAUGCAGUGGGAUGAAACAGGAUUUUACUGUAGGUAUUUUUAUCAUUUAAAAAAAAAUGCACGACUGGAUAGUUAAAAAGGACAUUCUCAGCUCAUUUUUUUGUGCGACAAAAAAAAUUGUAUGGGACUGGAACUGUUUGAUACUUAUCUUUCUAGUAAAGACUUAAUCUUAAUGUCACUCUUUGGUCAGUAACAUUUACUUUUGUUCAAGCCAUUUCCAAUUUAGAAAAAUAUUAAUUCGAGAAACCAACUUCCUGUUCAAGUCUUCAUACUAAUUGUAAAUAACUGAACAAGUUUGAACAAUGGCUAUUUGCUAACGAGUGAUUUAGUGAUUUGAUAAAUACUGUACACAAUAAAGAAGAACCACAAUUACAGAUCAGUAGAAUGUUCCAUUCUUUUAUUGUCUUUGUAUGAAUGCUACAAUAUAAGUUUACACAUAAAAUGAACUUUGACCAAAAAAGGUCAGAGAGUUUGUAAAACAAAUGCAAGUAUAGGAUCAGAACACGCAAUCCGGUUUGCAAGUGAUUGCGUCAUAGGCCAACACGCACCACUGAUUACUAGCACCCAUUGGCUUAAAGCACGACACUUUGUACUGCUUCCAGUUCCCAUAAUUCCCCAUGUGCAAUGGGCGUGGUUUGGGUUGAAAUGACGUCAUCCUUACAAACCAGAUAGCCAGACGGGUUUCGGGCAGUACAAUGACUAAAGGGUUACAUGAGCUUUCACAAAUUGAAGGAGAAAUAAAUGAAUAAAAAUCUGAAAUGACAUCUGAAUAUUGUAUUCUGUAGAUUAUAUACCAACUUCAAGGGGUUCGCCAUGUUUUUAAGCUGUAAAUGUGUAGGAAAAUUCUUCAAAAUCAUUUUACAAUCGUGUCACAUAAAGGCAGAAAUGACAGAUUUAGAGAUAAACGUGUUUCAUUUUUAAAGACGGCAUCAAAAAUUGUAACACAAAUCGAACACUGCAGUAAAGGAUACCAGACUCAACUUGUUUCUAUUGUUCAACAAAAUCAGUACUUAAAAAAAAUGGAACGAAAUCGCCAUGUACGCCAAAAUUAUUUAAAUAAAUAUCGCUUUGGAAGUACGUGCAUUGCAGAAAAAUAGUUUGAAAAGAAAUUUUCACACAGUAAACAAUGUUUCAGUAAAUGUUUAUGACUCAAUUUCACUGAUCCCCCCCCCC
This is a messenger RNA of Patiria miniata (bat star), 2417 nucleotides long. RefSeq names its product electron transfer flavoprotein subunit alpha, mitochondrial-like. Gene Ontology annotation, cellular component: mitochondrion. Gene Ontology annotation, molecular function: electron transfer activity; flavin adenine dinucleotide binding. NCBI's taxonomy places the organism in Eukaryota, Metazoa, Echinodermata, Asteroidea, Valvatida, Asterinidae. The coding region runs from base 126 to 1142 and encodes 338 amino acids. The record is from RefSeq and is a predicted model, not a curated record. The transcript is spliced from 9 exons.